Molecule: messenger RNA, 1808 nt
Organism: Vitrella brassicaformis
Lineage: Eukaryota; Vitrellaceae
Source: the annotation of a GenBank genome assembly
AUGCAGCGGCUCGAGGACGUGGAGGAGACGGCAACGCGGCUUUUUAAGGGGCUUGCAGCCGUGAAGCUGCCCACUGCAUUCAGUUCGGCCAUCGGGGACUGUCUGAUCGGAGACCAGAAGACGCGGCUUAUGUCUCCCACCGCCCUUGCGGCCCCCGUCGACCAGUCGGAGCAGCUGCAAGACAGCAAGGCGCUGGAACACUUCUCGCUGUUCCUUCAAGACGGCUCUCCAGAACAGUUUUCCUCUGUCGCCCGCACUCUUUCAGCCGUCCACAAGCUGAAAGACCCAGCACUCGGCCAGAAGGACGAGAAGGUGCUCAAGAAAGCCGCGAAGCAGAAGGCAAAGCAACAGCAGGAUGCGGUGUCCUACCUGUUGCGCAGCGCAUUGCCGGAGGGGCUGAGAGGGCUUCUGUCCAGCUUCGGUGACGAGGCCAUGAAAAUCUCCUAUGCGUCGGUGUCGCUCGAUUGCCGGCUGGUGAUUCGCAUACUGCGGCUCGGGCUGCACCUAUCGAACGUGGUUGCGACGCUGUGUGUGGUUCUCCUGUGCGUGCAAGUGACCCGUUCUCAUAGCGAGAUGCUGGUGAGGAUUGCGCGAGGAGAGACGGUGUCACCAUUUCGUUCGAACAGAGUGAUCAGGAAGCUCUUUGGGAGCACCGCCUACGCGUCAGCCUCUUUCUUCGUGGGCAUAUUAUAAGAGCAGGCACGCUGGAAGGAAGCAAGCCAUAUUCUCCCCUUUUGUCUUGUGUCCCUUGCUGAUCUGUCAGGUACACUCUCACCAUCCUUUCGUACUGGACAGUGCACAUCAUCAUAGGCCUCAUCUGCGCCGGGCUGAGCGUUGUCUAUGCCGACACGACCCUCAGGCGGAGAGCGAUCUCCGCUGUCUCCUACUACCUCAUUUUCUUGGCUGUCGUUUUGGUCCUCAAGUACCUCUUCGUGGAGACACUGCUGCUGCGGUUCGUGCUGAUGGACAAGAGCAACAGCAUUCGGCGACCCCGCCUGUUUGCGGUCAUGUAUGUGGCGAUCAUCGUGGUCAACUUCGCUUAUGGCCUGCUGAUGGGGGUGAUAUCGAUCAUCGCUGGGAUCUUCUUUGGAGUUAUCCUGGUCUUUCAACCGGGCCACUCAUUGUUCCCGAAGUCAGCGCGGAACUGGUGAGACAUUCGUGUCUGAGACAUCACAGGAGAGGGUGUCUGCUAAUGGUCAUUCUCUGCCCUCCAUAUGUGUGUGUGUGUGUGUGUGGAUCUGUACUGAACGAAAAUCAGGGACCCAGCAUACGUUUCCUUCCUAGUACGAGGCGGACAACAGAGAGGCAUCAACAGAAAGGCAUCAUUGUGUCUCUUCCGUAUCCUUUCGUCAGGGCGCGUUGUAUCUCGCCCACGAGGAGUUCAACCCAAUCGCCCGCACGGCAGUGACCUUGCUGUCGGCCGAAGGCAAGAGACGUCAUACGAUUCCUCCCGAGGACGAGCAAAGAGUGGCAGCUCACCGGCGAGCCAGGAAUCGGUGGCAUCUUGCACUGACCCUGGUAAACAACCCUUCUCUCUGUCAGAGCAAAGCAUACGCUCUGUUGAGAAGAAACGAUGCUUCAAAUGCGAGACAGAGAGCCUCAGGGCAGACGGAUGCCGGGACCCAAGGGAGCGACGGGACGGAGGCGGUGUGAGUGCUGCACUGCAUGUAAUGUGUGGAGACGUGAGAUCAUCCUGCAAUCAUCAUGAUCAUGUCUGGUGCCCUUACUUUCUCUAACCGUGCCGGCGCUAUAAGACACGCACAAUGAAGGUCCAUUGCUGGCAAUGGACCCCCAUUGCCGUCGGUGCC